CUGGCCUCACUCCUGCAGCCACACCCCCUGUGCAAAUUGCAAAGUGGAACCUCUGUGUUACCGGUGUUGUUGCUGCUGAGACGCCGCACAGCAGGACGGACAGGAAGUCGGGGCGGCGUGUUGUCGUGUUUUGGAAGAGUUUCUCUUUUUUUUUUUAGUGCCGCUGUAUUUUAAAGAUGGAGAAUGUGACGGAAGGCACGUGGAGAAGUUUACCCGUUAAACUUAACGAAAAGAUUUUUCAGACUCUCGACGAGCUGGGAUUCACACACAUGACACCAGUCCAGUCUGCGUGCAUCCCUCUGUUUAUGAAGAAUAAAGACGUGGCGGCUGAAGCGGUGACAGGCAGUGGGAAGACCUUGGCGUUUGUUAUUCCCAUAUUGGAAAUACUGCUCAGGAGAGAGGAGAAGUUGAAGAAAAUGCAGGUUGGUGCUCUGGUCGUUACACCAACACGAGAGCUUGCCAUUCAGAUCAAUGAAGUGAUGGAACAUUUUACUAGGCAUUUCCCACAGUUCAGACGGAUUCUUCUUAUCGGUGGGAGUAAUCCAAUUGAAGAUGUGGAAAAAUUCAAAGAACUUGGAGGAAACAUCAUCAUUGCCACUCCAGGGCGUCUGGAGGACAUGUUCAGGAGGAAGGCGGAUGGGCUGGACCUGGCUAGCAGUGUGAAGACCCUCGACGUCCUGGUUUUAGAUGAGGCGGACAGGCUUCUUGACAUGGGAUUUGAAGCAAGCUUGAAUACCAUUCUCGGGUAUUUACCCAAGCAGAGGAGGACAGGCCUGUUCUCAGCAACGCAGACCCAGGAGGUGGAGAACCUGGUGAGAGCCGGACUGCGUAACCCAGUACGCAUCACAGUGAAAGAGAAAGGAGCCACGGAGAGCAGCACACAGAAAACACCAGCCAGACUGCAGAACUACUACACGGUCUGCAGAACAGAGGAGAAGUUUAACCUGCUCGUGGCAUUUCUUCGACAGCACAAACACGAGAAACACCUGGUUUUCUUCAGUACGUGUGCCUGUGUGGAGUAUUACGGGAAAGCCUUGGAAGCCUUAGUUAAAAAUGGAACGAUACUUUGCAUUCACGGGAAAAUGAAACAUAAGCGCAACAAAAUCUUUACAGAGUUUCGUAAGUUAAAAAGUGGCAUUCUGGUUUGCACUGAUGUAAUGGCGAGAGGUAUCGACAUUCCUGAGGUUAACUGGGUCUUGCAGUAUGACCCUCCAAGCAGUGCCAGUUCUUUUGUCCAUCGCUGUGGACGGACCGCUCGCAUUGGCAAUCAGGGCAGUGCUCUUGUAUUUUUGCUUCCUAUGGAAGAAUCUUAUGUCAACUUCCUGGCCAUUAACCAGAAGUGUCCAAUGCAGGAGAUGGCCCCCAUAAAGGACAUGGUAGAUGUCCUUCCCAAAGUGAAGUCUCUAGCCAUGGCAGACAGAGCUAUGUAUGAGAGGGGAAUGAGAGCCUUUGUGUCGUGCGUACAAGCAUAUAACAAACACGAAUGCAGCCUCAUCUUCAGAGUAAAGGAUCUGGACUUUGCAAGUAUGGCUCGUGGCUUUGCAUUGUUAAGAUUGCCAAAGAUGCCUGAGCUAAAAGGAAAGAGUUUCCCAGGCUUUGUACCCGAACUGAUAGACACAGACUCCAUCCCCUACAAAGAUAAGAACAGGGAGAAGCAACGACAGAAGAUGCUGGCAGAAAUGCGACAGCAGAGACCGCAGGACCGAGUCAGGAAGAAUUUUACUAAGAACAAGGCGUGGUCCAAACAGAAAACAAGGAAGGACAAGAAGAAAAAGAAAGCAGACAAAAGAAAGAGAGAGGAGGGCUCGGACAUUGACGACGAGGAUAUGGGUGAACUGCUCAAAGACACCCGAUUGUUGAAGAAGCUGAAAAAGGGCAAAAUCACGGAGGAGGAUUUUGACAAGCAAGUGAUAACAGGACCGAAGUCAGAAAACAGAAAGGGAGGCAACCACGAGCAGGAUGAUUCAGAGGAGGACGAGUAGUGGAAAAGGACAUGCCAAUAAAUCAUUUUGUUACCCUGA
Acipenser ruthenus (sterlet) is the source of this 2021-nucleotide messenger RNA. Its product is annotated as ATP-dependent RNA helicase DDX55-like. Lineage: Eukaryota; Metazoa; Chordata; Actinopteri; Acipenseriformes; Acipenseridae. The record is from RefSeq and is a predicted model, not a curated record. Gene Ontology annotation, cellular component: nucleolus. Bases 177 to 1982 code for a protein of 601 amino acids. The transcript has 14 exons. Gene Ontology annotation, molecular function: RNA helicase activity; nucleic acid binding; ATP binding.